AUAACACCAAACGACGUCGCUGCAAUAUGACCGCUUAGAAAUUAUAUAAAGGUAUUCACUAUUCAGUAACACAUUUUCCCCCAAUCGCUAAAUCCCUCAAGACGCUUUCUCUAUCUCUCUCCAGAAGCUUCGUCUCCGAUCAAAUUUUCACAGGGUUUGAUCUUGGAAUUUCAAGAUGCCGGCCACCGCAGGAAGGGUUCGCAUGCCGGCGAACAAUCGGGUGCACAGUAGUGCUGCUCUUCAAACUCACGGCAUAUGGCAGAGUGCGAUUGGUUAUGAUCCCUAUGCACCCACCAAAGAGGAAAGUAAGAGCUCUUCUCAGGUGAAUUUGGCAAACUCUGAACCAGAUGCUGAGAAUCCAUAUGCUAGCUUCCAGGGCCUCCUUGCCCUUGCCCGUAUAACCGGGUCCAAUGCUGAUGAGGCCCGUGGGGCGUGCAAGAGGUGUGGCCGUGUUGGGCAUCUCAGCUUCCAGUGCAGGAACUUUCUGAGUGUUAAGGAAGACAAGGAGAAGGACCCAGAAGUUAUUCAGGCUGAUGUUGCUUCUGAGUUGAGUAAGUUGAGGGGGAAGCUGGGUAAGGGGGUUGGGAAAAAUGUGGUUGAGGCUGAUAGUGAGGAGGAGGAUGAAGACACUGAGACUUCGGAUUCAGACUAUGAUUCCGAGAUGGAGAGGCUCAUUGCUAAAAAAAAUGGGAAAAAGAGUGUCUUAAAGGAGAAGUCAAAUAAGAAGAAUGAGGACUCAGAUGUUGAUGGGUCUGAUACAGAUUCUGGGGAGAGGAAGAAGAGAGGAAGGUCGAAGAAGAGGAGAAGCAGCAAGAGGAAACAUGAUGAUUCGGAUGACUCUGAAGAAGACAGGAAGAAAAGGAGAAAGGAGAAACGGAGAAAGAGGGAUGAGUCUUCUGAUGAGGAUGGUAAACGACGUCGACGACAUAGGAAGAGUAGGAAGGAGAAAAGGAGGAGGAGAAGUCAUCGGUAUUCCGAUGAUUCUGAGUCUGAUGCAUCUGAAGAUAGACACCGCAGUCGGAGGAGCAGGAGGGCAGCAACACCAUCUGAUUCCGAUUCAAGUGGCUCUGAUGAUGCGCGGGUAGGAAGGGGCAGGAGACGAUCUGAGAAGAAGAGCAGGAAACACCAUCGUGAUGAAGAAUAAGUCUAUCUAGGAAUGGUAUCAAUCUGAUCUAGAAUGGUAUCAAUCUGUGUACGCCAGCAAGUCACUGUUAAUCUUUGUAGUUUGCAACUAUAUGCUAUUGCAACCUUUACAUUGUUCUAUUAAUUUGCUUGGAGAAGCUCUUGUUGUAUUUGGCUGUUGUGCUUGAUGAGAUGAAACUAUUGCUUUGCUGAAGAAACAAGUCUUGAAUUUUUCUGAUUAA
Molecule: messenger RNA, 1364 nt
Organism: Rosa rugosa (rugosa rose)
Lineage: Eukaryota; Viridiplantae; Streptophyta; Magnoliopsida; Rosales; Rosaceae
Product: CAX-interacting protein 4
Exons: 2
Coding region: 176-1144 (322 amino acids)
Molecular function (GO): nucleic acid binding; zinc ion binding
Source: RefSeq, a predicted model, not a curated record